AUGGGAGACGCCGGAUUUGCUCCGGCCGCCGGCCCCUGGUGUGCCCCGCCCGCCGCCGACCCCUGGCGCCCCUGGCGCGCCCUGGAGUCCGCGCCGGACGCCAGGGUCGCGAGCGCCGCCGCCGCGGGCGCCGCCGGGGCCGCGGGCGCCACCGGAUCUGCUCCGGACGCCGGCCCCUGGCGCGCCCCGACUGUCGCCCCGCCUGCCGCCGGCCCUUGGCGCCCCUGGCACGCCCUGGAGCCCGCGCGGGACGCCGGGGCCAUGAGCGCUGCCCCCGCGCCCUUCCCCUGUGCGCGCGCGAGCCUUGCUGGUGCAGCCUGUGCUGGCCAGGCGGCCCCUGCUGCAGCCGCAGCUGCUCUUGCUGCCGCUGGCCCUGCCACAUCUAGGGUCGCGAGCGUGGCCCCUGCUGUAGCCGCUGCGGCCCAGGCCGCCGCCGCCCAGCUUGCCGCUGCAGCCUCCUCUGCACGCGCGUGGUCCCAGGGCGCCGCCGUCGCCGCAGAGCCCUUGGCCGCCGCUGCUGCCUCCUCCGCGGGCGCUGCCUCCUCUGCGCGCGCGUGGGCCUCCGGUGCCGCCGCAGCUGCAGUGCCCGCCGUGGCCGCCACGGGUGCCGCGCGAGCUGCGGGCGCCGUGCGCGCCGAGGACGCCGCGCGCGCCACGGGCGCCACUGCACACGCCGCGGGCGCCGCCGGUUUUACCGGCACGUCGGCACCGUUUCUGGUGAUCCCUGCUGCGCCGAGCGCGGCCCCGGUGCCCGUGGUCGUGCCACGCGCGGUCCCCGGACCUUCGGUCGUGCCGCGCGCGGACCCGGAUGGAAUGGGAAAGGCUAUCAGGGAUGAUUAUGGAUGA
Messenger RNA from Panicum virgatum (switchgrass), 846 nucleotides. Its product is annotated as antifreeze protein Maxi-like. Gene Ontology annotation, cellular component: ribosome. The transcript has 3 exons. Lineage: Eukaryota; Viridiplantae; Streptophyta; Magnoliopsida; Poales; Poaceae. The record is from RefSeq and is a predicted model, not a curated record. Gene Ontology annotation, molecular function: structural constituent of ribosome. Gene Ontology annotation, biological process: translation. Bases 1 to 846 code for a protein of 281 amino acids.